This is a messenger RNA of Fusarium venenatum, 1695 nucleotides long. RefSeq names its product armadillo-type protein. NCBI's taxonomy places the organism in Eukaryota, Fungi, Ascomycota, Sordariomycetes, Hypocreales, Nectriaceae. The record is from RefSeq and is a predicted model, not a curated record. Gene Ontology annotation, cellular component: vacuolar proton-transporting V-type ATPase, V1 domain; fungal-type vacuole membrane. Gene Ontology annotation, biological process: proton transmembrane transport. Gene Ontology annotation, molecular function: proton-transporting ATPase activity, rotational mechanism.
AUGGAGCUUCAAGGUGUGGCACGCUUAGUGUGGCUACCCGACAAGCUCCAAGGUGCUAGACUUGGAAGCUUGCUGCUAUGCCCUGUGACGCUCCGCGCGGUUCAAGUUGGUUGCAUCACCAACGACCUCAUCUCAUCAGCUCUCCAUCCCCCUCCAUCGCUGUUUCCCUCCUUCCGACCCCGCAUCCUAGAAUUAACCCACCUGGUUCAUACUUUUAACGAUCCGCUCGCUGCUCGCAGCUGCGACGCUGUAAUCAUGUCCCUCGACCCGCCGACGUACCUGGCCUCUCUUCAGAGCAACAUCCGUCAGCGACCUAUUCCCUGGGACGGUGCUGUCAGGGCCGGCACCCUCACCGAAGAGCAGUAUGCGAAAAUCCGAGUUGUAGAUAAGGCAAAGAAGCCCGAGCAAAGAAAGGAGAUUGUUUCAGGAGACAUUGAUGGAUACCGCGUCUUAUUUGUUGGCGAUGAAGGAAAGACCAGUGUCCUCGAGACGGCAGGAAAGCAUGCGAACGUGAUCCAGUACAUCCUCGUUUUACUUGGCGACCUUCUUGAGGCUGUUCCAUCCCUAGCCAAGGCUCUCUUCAAGACAAAGGAACCUUACCGACAUUUUUUGCCUCUACUUAACUCGACCAAUGCCGAGGAUCCUAUUCCAUUGCUUACAGCGCAUGCGCUUACCACUCUCAUGGCUCUUGCUCGAGAUGAGUCGCGAUCGACACUCCAGGCUUUGCCUGUGAUCUUCACCUACCUCUCCGGCUUGGCCAAGAGCAAUGAUGCUGGUCUACAAGAUAUUGCUGUGCAAGAAUACUCCGGUCUCCUCUUUGGACAUGCCGCGAGGGAGCAGUUUUGGAACCAACAAAGCGAGACAAUUGCGCCUCUUAUCAAGAUCCUCCAGACCGCUGCCAAUAUUGGAAACGGUGGGAGCUCUUCUGCUAGUCUCUGGAGCGGCAACACAGGCACCCCAUCUUCUGGCUUUGGAGGCUCCCUGGGUGGAGGUGUUGGACUUCAGCUUCUCUACCACGCCCUCCUUGUUAUCUGGCAGAUAAGCUUCGAAUCUGAGGAGAUUGGUGAUGACCUUAAUGACGAGUACGAUAUCGUUCUGCUUUAUACUCAUCUUCUACGACUAUCCCCCAAGGAGAAGACGACUCGGUUGAUUCUUUCCACACUCUACAACCUCCUCGACAAGAACCAAAAAUCACUUCUGCCCACCGCAGUUCUAGCUCGCCUUCCUGCUCUCCUCGAGAACAUCAGCGGCCGCCACUUGACUGACCCUGACCUACUGGAGGAUCUGUCCAAGCUCAAGGAAAUGCUCGAGGAAUACACCAAGACCAAGACUACUUUCGACGAGUAUAUUGCCGAGGUUCAAUCUGGCCAUCUUAGAUGGUCACCCCCUCACCGAAACACAGUCUUUUGGGCUGAGAAUGCCCGCAAGAUUCUCGAGUUCGAGAACGGAACGAUUCCACGAAAGCUGGCCGAGAUUAUGCAACAGCCCUGGGACAACGACAAGCAGGUUCUCGCCAUUGCCUGUAACGAUGUUGGAUGUCUGGUUAAGGAGGUUCCUGAGAAGAGAUACCAGCUAGAGAAGGUGGGCCUCAAGAGAAGGAUCAUGGAGCUCAUGCAGUCAGAUGAUGAGAACGUACGAUGGGAGAGUCUACGAGCGUUGGGAGGCUGGUUGAAGUACAGUUUUGAGCAACAGUAA